AUGUGGGCACCCUUAUUGGAUGGGCACCAACGUAUGAACCGCUUUAACCACUAUGAAGUUAGUAGUCCUGUCGCCAUUACUUGCAACCAGCAGGCCUGGAUUCGCGGGGGGAGGGUUCUGCUUCACUAUUGGGUUUCCCGACCUCGGGGAAAGCCACCAGGCCCGAUGGUCAUACCAUACCUUGGCUCCAGGCCUGUCUUCAAUGUCGACCAUGUGCAGAAGAUGCACAAAAUAUAUGGUGAUAUAUUUAAGGCGGAACUAGGGCCGCACAAGUUUAUAUUCCUUUGUAGCAACAAACUUAUCAAGGAAGCGUUGGCAAAGGCUGAGUUUGCUGAUCGUCCCCAAUUAGAAAUGUUACAUUUUCUAACCGAUGGACAAGAGGCAGGUGUCAUAAUGAGCAACGGCAAGCGAUGGCAGAACGCUCGGAGGUUCCUGCUGCGCAACCUUCGCGAUCUCGGGAUGGGAAAGACCUACCUGGAGGAGAGCAUCUUGGUGGAGGCCAGAGCGCUGGUCAAGGACUUCAGAUCCUACGCAGGAACGCCUUGUCACACGCCGGAGUCGCUCAAUGUUGCCGUCUUGAACAUCAUCUGGCAGAUGGUCGCAAACAAGCGCUACGAUCUCCACGACAAGGAGGUGCUCGAACCCAUCACCAUCUUAAGGUCCAUCGACUCGUCCUCAAAGGCUUUGUUGAUUGAGUUCAUCCCUUGGCUGAGGAAACUGCUGCCAGAAUUCGUGAAGGAAAAAUUACUGACAGGCAUCAUGAAGAAGAUCAAAAACAGCAUAGUGACUUUGUUGAAGGACACGAUAGAUUCUCACAGAGCCACCCUCGACCCGGCCAACCCGCGUGACGUCAUCGAUGAAUAUUUGAUAGCCAUAGACGAAAAGAGCGAAAUUGCUGAGUACUUCAGUGAGCUGGAUCUGAUGAGGAUCAUCUUCGACUUGUUCGCCGCGGGCUUUGACACGACGGCCAACACCCUGCGCUGGAUCAUCCUCUACAUGGCCAGGUUCCCCGAAGUGCAGCGCCGCGUCCAACAGCAGAUCGACGAGGUUGUUCCGCGCGACACUUUGCCCUCAUACCAGCACAAGAGUCGGCUGCCAUUACUCGAAGCGACGAUCCAGGAGGUUCUUCGUGCGUCGUCCAUGAUUCACAACGGAGUCCAACGCGCAGCUCAAACUGAUACUUACCUGGCAGGCUACUUCAUUCCGAAGGGGUCGUGGGUGUUCGGGUGUUCGGGAAUAUGCCACAUGGACUCACGCUACUGGGAAGAACCACAAGAGUUCCGACCCGAGCGGUUCCUCGACCAAGAAGGGAAAGUCAAAACGCCAAAGGAGGGACUCAUACCCUUUGGUUCAGGACGAAGGAGCUGUCUUGGAGAGGCUCUUUCAAGGAUGGAACUGUACAUCUUCUCGGCAGCCCUUCUGCAGAACUUCACUUUCUCUCCUCCAGCGGGCAUCGAGGUCGACCUAGAAGCCAACUCCAAGCAACCCUCUGCACGUCUGUCUAAAGAACAAAAUAUUGUCAUUAGCAUCAGAGAGUGAUAACCUACUGGAUAUGAAUCUCUGUAGCAGACUUUUCUGAGGUAAAACUACAAUAUUUCUGUGUAACAUAAUCAAUGUUAGUAGCAUUAUGAAUUUUGUGUUAGUGUUAGUACUAGAUUAUCAUAAUUAUGAAAAGUACUGAUGUUGACAAAUGUAGAAAAGGUAUGAAUGAGAGUGAAUAUCAUCACAAUACAAUUUAAACCGGUCAAAUACAUCACAGAAUUUCUUUCACAGUGAUUUCUUGUAUUGUGAAGAUAUUCAUUGUCAUCCAUUCAUUUUCUAAUUUAUUAUACUGACAUAAGAAAAAAUCACAUUCUGUGGGGCAUUCUCAUUCAUAAUUUUUCUAAUUUAUUAUACUGACAUAAGAAAAAAUCACAUUCAGUAGAGCAGAAUAGGUUGAGGUUGUUGGACAGUGAAAAAAAAACGUUACCUUUACGUGUGGUCAAUGAGGAACUGAGCGCGUAGUAUUUUCCUUUUAAUCAACACACUAAUAUUACAGAACAAUAUAUGUCAUUAUGAAGAAAUUUAUGCUAACA
Messenger RNA from Penaeus monodon (black tiger shrimp), 2075 nucleotides. RefSeq names its product cytochrome P450 2L1-like. The transcript has 11 exons. Gene Ontology annotation, biological process: xenobiotic metabolic process. Gene Ontology annotation, molecular function: oxidoreductase activity, acting on paired donors, with incorporation or reduction of molecular oxygen, reduced flavin or flavoprotein as one donor, and incorporation of one atom of oxygen; heme binding; iron ion binding. Bases 1 to 1539 code for a protein of 512 amino acids. The record is from RefSeq and is a predicted model, not a curated record. Gene Ontology annotation, cellular component: cytoplasm; intracellular membrane-bounded organelle. Lineage: Eukaryota; Metazoa; Arthropoda; Malacostraca; Decapoda; Penaeidae.